Klebsormidium nitens is the source of this 996-nucleotide messenger RNA. Lineage: Eukaryota; Viridiplantae; Streptophyta; Klebsormidiophyceae; Klebsormidiales; Klebsormidiaceae. The record is from the annotation of a GenBank genome assembly.
AUGGCCCGGCCGUCUGUUCAAGAUUUCGACGAGAUUUCUGGGGCAGAUUCUGGGCUUCAGGGGCGCGAGAUGGCGCGAAGGAUGGUGAACCCUGCCUCCCCUGAGCCCGAGAAGCAUCAGAAGGGGCCUGGGCCAUCUGCCGCUCCUCGGUCAUGGACGGCGACAGUUGGUGAGCACCCGGACCUGUCAGAAUUGUCAGACGACCACUGGAGUCGACACUCUGCCGAGCUCCAGCUGACAGACUGGUUCGCCUGCAAUUGGAAGGUGGUUUUUGUGGUUUGCAACAUCUGGAGGGGGUUUGAUUCCGCGCCCCAAAAGCAGAGUAUCAAGGAAGAGCGUCUUUGUGAGUCCGCGUACGCUGACCGCGGCGCCCACCACAGCCCCACAACCGGCCUCCGUGCGAUCGCCAGCGCCCCCGGGUCGGAUUGCGGUCCUGGCGCAGCCCGCCCUCCGCACGCCGCCAGUGACGAUGCGCAGCCCGGGCAGCCUUUCGUCCCCCGUCGCGCAGAGGGCCUGUGCGCCCUUUCAAGCGGGAGCUCUCCCGCGAGGUUUGGAGUUCAGCCCGCUGCCAGGGUGAGCGUGCUGGCGAGGAGCGCAUUCCAAGGAUUUCCAGCCCACGAGUGCGGGUCGGACAAGGUCUUCUACUCUUCGGCACCAAAGAGCAGGGCGCUGAUAGCGACACAACUGAUGAUCGGGGGCGUGGAGAGCAACCCGGGGUGGCCCACACACGAUUCCGGCACCCCGAGCAGCUCACGCGGGCGGCCCCUGAUUCAGCUUCCGACCUUGGAGGAGGUUCAGGAGAGUGCCCGGCCAAAACCUCCUGACACUGAGCACUUCUUUCAAGAGUGGAAGAAGAACCGCGAUUCUAGGGGAGAGGAAUCAACCCGCUCGCCAGCCCAACCCCAAGAGCUGGAGCAGGCGCUUGUGUUAGGCGGCAGCGGCGAGCGGGACAGCGAGCAGGUCAGUGUCGAGUGCCAUGAGCAGCUUUCGAGUUAA